Molecule: messenger RNA, 964 nt
Organism: Microtus ochrogaster (prairie vole)
Lineage: Eukaryota; Metazoa; Chordata; Mammalia; Rodentia; Cricetidae
Gene: Ntf3
Product: neurotrophin 3
Biological process (GO): neuron projection morphogenesis; nerve development; modulation of chemical synaptic transmission
Cellular component (GO): synaptic vesicle; dendrite; axon
Molecular function (GO): growth factor activity; nerve growth factor receptor binding
Source: RefSeq, a predicted model, not a curated record
CAGGUGAACAAGGUGAUGUCCAUCUUGUUUUAUGUGAUAUUUCUCGCUUAUCUCCGUGGCAUCCAAGGUAACAACAUGGAUCAAAGGAGUUUGCCAGAAGACUCGCUCAAUUCCCUCAUUAUAAAACUGAUCCAGGCGGAUAUUUUGAAAAACAAGCUCUCUAAGCAAAUGGUGGAUGUUAAGGAAAAUUACCAGAGCACCCUGCCCAAAGCGGAAGCCCCCAGAGAACCGGAGCAGGCAGAAUCCACCAGGUCGGAAUUCCAGCCCAUGAUCGCAACGGACACAGAACUACUACGACAACAGAGACGCUACAAUUCGCCCCGGGUCCUGCUCAGUGACAGCACCCCUUUGGAGCCCCCUCCCUUGUAUCUCAUGGAGGAUUAUGUGGGCAACCCGGUGGUAGCCAACAGAACGUCCUCACGGCGGAAACGGUACGCGGAGCAUAAGAGUCACCGAGGAGAGUACUCGGUGUGUGACAGUGAGAGCCUGUGGGUGACCGACAAGUCCUCAGCCAUUGACAUUCGGGGACACCAGGUCACAGUGCUGGGGGAGAUCAAGACCGGCAACUCCCCCGUCAAACAAUAUUUUUAUGAAACGAGAUGUAAAGAAGCCAGGCCAGUUAAAAACGGUUGCAGGGGAAUUGAUGACAAACACUGGAACUCUCAGUGCAAAACGUCCCAGACCUAUGUCCGAGCACUGACCUCAGAAAACAACAAACUCGUAGGCUGGCGCUGGAUACGAAUAGACACUUCCUGUGUGUGUGCCUUGUCAAGAAAAAUUGGAAGAACAUGAAUUGGCAUCUGUCCCCACAUAUAAAUUAUUACUUUAAAUUAUAUGAUAUGCAUGUAGCAUAUAAAUGUUUAUAUUGUUUUUAUAUAUUAUAAGUUGACCUUUAUUUAUUAAACUUCGGCAACCCUUACAGUAUAUAAGCUUUUUUCUCAAUAAAAUUCGUGUGCUUGCCUUC